This is a messenger RNA of Bombina bombina (fire-bellied toad), 3016 nucleotides long. It is a transcript of the gene LRRCC1, whose product is annotated as leucine rich repeat and coiled-coil centrosomal protein 1. Bases 208 to 2805 code for a protein of 865 amino acids. Gene Ontology annotation, molecular function: protein binding. Gene Ontology annotation, cellular component: cytoplasm; centrosome. Lineage: Eukaryota; Metazoa; Chordata; Amphibia; Anura; Bombinatoridae. The transcript has 16 exons. The record is from RefSeq and is a predicted model, not a curated record.
CAACAUCCGGCGGGUUCUUUACUAUAAAGUUAUGAAUAUUACUAUAAAGUUAUGAAUUGAAUACAGAUCUAUCAUAUUUACUUACCGAGACAAUGCUAUAGUGACAUGCAUCGUAUAGCAGUUUGGAGUUAAUGUCUUUUGAAAGUAGCCACGGUGUCAAUAAUCUUUUCGCAAUAGAACCAAACCUGACACUUUUCAUUGUCUACUAUGUUGAGUAGCUUACAAAUGAUGUCAGCAGGUGAGCCCAGCAGCAGGGAACUGAGCCUGAUGGAUAAACAGGUAACGAGCUUGCUGGAAAUUUCCCUGAAUUGCUGUCUCCAUUCCUUAAAUUUACACUGUAAUCAAAUUUCAAAGAUCGAAGGACUUGGUCAUCUGUAUAAUUUACAGUAUCUGGACUUGUCAUCCAAUCUUAUAACUAAGAUAGAAGGUCUUGACUCCUUGCCCUGCCUACAUAGCCUGAAUUUGUCCUGCAACAAGCUCAUAAGAGUCGAAGGGCUGGAGAAGUUAUUAAAUCUCAAGAAACUGAAUUUAUCUUAUAAUCGCAUACAUGACCUUUCUGGAUUAAUUUCACUUCAUGGACGUAACCACCAACUCAGUCAUCUUUAUCUCCAUAGCAAUUGCAUAAAUAAUAUUGAGCAUGCACUAGAGUGUGUAGUAGGAUUCAAUUCUUUGCUUUAUGUGUCAUUCGAGCAGAGUGGAAAAGGCAACCCUAUCUGUAAUGCUGCAGGAUACAGAGAAAAGAUCCUACAAAACUUGCCACAAUUAAAAGCCCUUGAUGGCAUAAACCAGUUUGAUGAAUCAGUCAUUGGGCUUGAAGGAGAUUCAGUAGAUUUUCAGAAUAUGGACUUUUUAGAGUAUUUAUUUACUUUUGAUAAUGAAAGCAGAGACGAUAAGGGUUCCGUAACAACACCUCGAAUUGAUCAAGUAUUAUCUCAGUAUAAAAGGAAACCAGCUAUGUCGGUACCUGGUAAUUUCCCUUCCGAUACUGAUGCUACCUUCUUGUCAGAACAAGAGAUUGUCAAACAUCAGGAUCCCAACAACACUUUGCGAGAAAUGAGGCUUAAGAAGUUAGAAGAUCAGAUAUCUGAACUGAUUGAGAAGACGUCCAGUGCAAAGUCACAAGAGCCUAAAAACAUAUUGAAAGCAAAAAGGGACACAGAUCUAACAAGUGAAAGUGACUGUGAAAGUGUAAAAGAAAAUCAAAGGAAUAAUGUAGCAAAACGGUCACAAAUCCCUUAUCGAAAAAGCAACCAGACCGCUAAGCACCAAGUUAGUCACCCAUCAAAGAGCAGAACUUUAAGCAGCAGCGCACCAAAGCAAAACUCCACAAGGAAACCGAUAAGUGCAUGCCCUCAAAAGAAAGGCACCAUUUCCACUAGCUUGUCAUCUGAUCGAAUAGACACAGACAGUGCAGAACAAAUAUCUGGCAGGCACUGUUCAAUGCAGAGGAGUCAAAAAGGAAAAACACAAGAAGCUUUUUCCUCAAUUGAGGAAUCAACAUACCGUGCACUUGUUCAAGAAUUGGAUCAGGAACGAGAGCGCAGAUGGAAAGCUGAACAGGUUGUCCUUAAAUUGACUGAAAAUCUCAAAGAACUGCAGUCCCAGGCAAAAGAAGAAAAAGAUAUCAACAGUAUGGCGGUGUACACCACAGACCGGAUAAAGGAAUUAUUUCUAAAAGAAAAAAAUGCAAAAACCAAGCUGCAGGGAAUUGUGCAUCAGAUGAGAGAAGAAAAUGAAAGGCUAACAAAUGAACUGAAACAAUUUGCUAGAAAAGAGGACGAUUAUAAGGUAGCUCUUAAAAACAUGGAAGAAGCAAUAUCUAAAUUGGAGACUCAACAUUUACAGCAACAAGCCUUAGAGAACAAACUACGCAAACUUGAAUUUGUUGCGGAGGAAGAAAAACGGAAAACUGUUCAAAUUGAACUUCUGAAGCAAGAAAAAUCAAAACUUAUUUCACAGCUCACUGCACAAGAGUCAUUGAUAGAUGGAUUAAAAGCAGAGAGGAAAAUCUGGGGGCAAGAACUUACUCAACAAGGUGUUUCACUUGCCCAGGACAGAGGGAGACUGGAAGCUAAAAUUGAAGUUCUUUCAAAUGAAGUUGAAAUGUUAAAAAAGCAAAAUGAGCGAGAUAAUGAUGCUCUGAGAAUCAAAUGCAAAGUUGUGGAUGAUCAAACUGAAACCAUAAGGAAAUUAAAAGAAGGUCUGCAGGAAAGAGAUGAACGAAUCAGAAAACUGCGGGAGGAAAAUAUUGAGGCCGAGAAAGCAUUAAGUGAACAGAAUGAUAACAGAACAAUGCAAGUGGGAGAACUGAAAGAGAAGCUGGAAAGGCAAACUGAGAGAAAAGAGGAACUGAAACAACUGCUGGAAGAAAGGGAAGCUGAGCUGGAAGAUAUGAAGAAAGCUUACAGUGCAAUGAAUAAGAAGUGGCAAGAUAAAGCAGAAUUACUAAGCCUGCUCGAAACACAAGUCAGGCAGAUGAAAGAGAAUUUUGAUGCCAAGGAAAAAAAACUGAUUGAAGAACGAGACAAAAGCCUUCAAUCUCAAAAAAGUGUGACAGAGAAAUUCCGUUCUGUAGACGAUGCAUUUCGGAGACAGCUGGAGUCCAUUCUGGCAGCUCACCAGGCUGAGCUUAUUAAACUGUCAAGGGAUAAGCAAAGGGAAGUUGAUUCUGCAAAUGAAAAGGUCUACCAGGUAGAAGAAGAGAUGCGUCAGCUAUUGAAAGAAACUGCUAACAAUAAAAAGGCCAUGGAAGAGAAAAUCAGACGUCUAACCAGUGCAUUAAGUGACAUUCAGCAAGAAUUAUGAUUGUUUUCUUUUCGUAACAAUCAUUAAGAGCCUUUGCCAUGGAACAUUUAAUUGUGCAGAUUUUACCAUUACAUCUAUUUGUAGAUGUGUUUUUAUACUAAGCUGUACACUUUUAAGUGCUACAUAUAACUCAAUGAAGAGUUGACAAAGAAUGUUUUUUUCUUGUGUACAAUACUGUAAAAAUAUAUAUUGUUAAUAAACCUUAAAAAUA